ACAGAGCAGAGCAGAGUGCAGCCGCAGGAAUACCAGAAGAGCAUCAUGAGUUACCUCAUGCAGAUCCUGCUCGCUCUUUUCAUCUCCGUCAUUGGUGGCCUCUAUCUUCUUGGGGCUUUUCGCCGCCGACGGCCUGGAGAACCCCCUCUGGAUAAAGGCCCUUUUCCCUGGCUUGGCCAUGUACUGGAAUUCAGGAGGGACACCGCAAAAUUCCUGCAGAGAAUGAAGAUAAAACAUGGUGAUAUUUUUACAGUGCAGCUGGGAGGCUUCUAUUUUACUUUCAUCACAGAUCCGUUUUCUUUCGGCUCAGUGGUCAAAGAGGCGAGAUCAAAGCUGGACUUUACUAAGUUUGCAGAGCAACUGGUCGCAAGAGUGUUUGGCUACCAUAAUUUGGAGGAUGAACACAAGGUUCUCCAGGCAUCAAGCACCAAGCAUCUUAUGGGAGAUGGUCUGGUGGUCAUGACUCAAGCCAUGAUGAAAAAUCUCCAGAAUCUGAUGCUCCACAGUGUUGGAUCUGGAGAUGACAAGGGAUGGAUAGAAGCUGGACUUUUUUCUUACAGCUACAACAUUGUCUUUCGUGCCGGCUACCUGGCGCUCUUUGGGAACGAGUCACCCAAAGAUGCGGGAAAUUUAGAAAAAGCAACAGAAAUUGAUCGGCAACACUCGGAUGAACUGUUCUUGGAGUUUAGAAAAUAUGACCAGAUCUUUCCCAAUCUGGCUUAUGGUGUCCUGGGACCAAGCGAGAAGAUGGAGGCAGAGCGUUUGAAGAGGCUGUUUUGGAAAAUGCUUUCAGUGCAAAAGAUGCGCUGCAGGGAUAACAUCAGUGGAUGGGUGCAGGACCAGCAGCAGCACAGGGCUGAGAAAGGCAUGGAAGAGUUUAUGCAGGAUCGAUUCAUGUUUCUGCUUCUGUGGGCAUCUCAGGGAAACACGGGUCCAGCAGCCUUCUGGUUGCUUUUGUAUCUCAUGAAGCAUCCUGAUGCUAUGAAAGCUGUCAAGAAUGAGGUCGAGAAGAUUCUUAGAGAAACUGGGCAGGAGGUGAAACCUGGUGGGCCACUGAUUGACCUGACCAGAGACAUGCUCCUCAAAACUCCCGUACUUGACAGCGCAGUAGACGAAACCCUCCGUCUAACAGCUGCCCCCGUCCUCACAAGAGCCGUUCUACAGGAGAUGACCAUCAGCAUGGCCAACGGACAGCAAUACAGCAUCCGCGAGGGCGACCGAGUGGCCAUUUUCCCUUACACAGCUCUUCACAUUGACCCAGCGGUUCAUCCAGAUCCACACACCUUCAGGUAUGACCGUUUUCUCACUCCAGAUGGAACCAAAAAAACAGAUUUUUACAAGGACGGAAAGAAACUCAAGUACUACACCAUGCCCUGGGGAGCAGGAUCCACCAUGUGUCCUGGAAGAUUCUUCGCCACUAAUGAGCUCAAGCAGUUUGUUUUUCUAAUGUUGUCAUACUUCGACUUUGAGCUGAAGAAUCCACAUGAGGAGAUUCCAAGUAUCGAUACCAGAAGAUGGGGCUUCGGCUCCAUGCAACCAACUAAAGAUGUCCAGUUUAGAUACAGACUUAGAUUUUAAGAUUUUCAUUAUAUAAACUCAUUCCCAUACAUCUAAACAAUAUUCAUUUGUAAUUCAUGAGAGCUUUAACACUUUACAUGUUUUAAGAGCUUUUUAAAGGCUUUAAAACAGAAAAUGCUUGUAUAUUCAGUGCAUUUGAACUUUGAGUUCGCUGGAAGAGGUUAUCGAAGUUGCUGGAAGAUGUUAUUGUGUAACAAUGUUCUAUUUUACUAUGAAGUUGUUUUCACAAUAUCUCACAAAGAAAAGACGUGAAAGUAAGAAAAGGUGUUUGAAAACAACAUUAUUGGAACAUUAAACUUCUUACUGUGUAUGAUCAUAUUGUUUAAAGAUAUCUUAGCCUAUGCCUAUUGUGCUGUUGCCUAUGUGCUAUUUAAGAGAAGCAAGAAUUUCAUGCAUAAAAUAAAGAUAAUGAAAUUA
Triplophysa dalaica is the source of this 1995-nucleotide messenger RNA. RefSeq names its product 5-beta-cholestane-3-alpha,7-alpha-diol 12-alpha-hydroxylase-like. The record is from RefSeq and is a predicted model, not a curated record. The coding region runs from base 46 to 1578 and encodes 510 amino acids. Gene Ontology annotation, molecular function: iron ion binding; heme binding; sterol 12-alpha-hydroxylase activity. The transcript has a single exon. Lineage: Eukaryota; Metazoa; Chordata; Actinopteri; Cypriniformes; Nemacheilidae.